This is a messenger RNA of Pyrus x bretschneideri (Chinese white pear), 1629 nucleotides long. Its product is annotated as probable N-acetyl-gamma-glutamyl-phosphate reductase, chloroplastic. The record is from RefSeq and is a predicted model, not a curated record. The coding region runs from base 207 to 1397 and encodes 396 amino acids. Gene Ontology annotation, biological process: L-arginine biosynthetic process. Lineage: Eukaryota; Viridiplantae; Streptophyta; Magnoliopsida; Rosales; Rosaceae. Gene Ontology annotation, molecular function: NAD binding; protein dimerization activity; NADP+ binding. The transcript is spliced from 14 exons.
UAAUAAGUAAAAUCCACCAUGAUCGGCCAUCAUUGAAUUAGGAAAAUACUCAUGACUUAUAUGAAAUUAGUACAUGAAAUUUGAUAAAUAAAAAAACUAAUAUCAGAAUAACGCUCUAAGAAAAACCCGUUUUGGUAGAAUUUGGCAAUCCUCUGAGCAUCUAAUCCUUCAAGGCUGCUGCGUUGUAGCAAGUUUCCGACAGAAGAAUGAACUCUGCGACUUUCAGCUCCACUUUUCUCCGAACCGGCUGCCUCCGCAAGGACUUGCAGGACGGGGUGAACAAUUUGAAGGCCGAUACGCGCAAUGCAGGGAAGGUGUUUGUUAAAUGUUAUGUGAAUACGAAAACCCAGAAAGCAGAAAAGGAAGUUCGGCUUGGUGUUCUUGGAGCCAGUGGUUACACUGGUUCUGAGAUUGUUCGGCUUUUGGCAAACCAUCCUCACUUUGGCAUUACCUUGAUGACGGCUGAUAGAAAAGCUGGACAGUCAAUAGGGUCGGUGUUUCCGCAUCUAGUUUCCCAAGAUCUACCAAAAAUGGUUGCUAUAAAGGAUGCUGAUUUUUCUGAUGUGGAUGCUGUUUUUUGUUGUUUGCCACAUGGAACCACACAGGAAAUUAUCAAAGGCCUUCCCAAGAGUUUAAAGAUUGUUGAUCUGUCUGCUGACUUCCGUCUACGAGACAUAUCUGAGUAUGAAGAAUGGUAUGGUCAGGCACAUAGCGCACCAGAGUUGCAGAAAGAAGUUGUAUAUGGUUUGACAGAGAUUUUGAGGGAGGAGAUAAAAGGUGCGCGCGUAGUUGCGAACCCUGGUUGUUAUCCAACUUCUGUUCAACUUCCACUUGUUCCAUUGAUCAAGGCCAAUCUCAUUGAAUCUAAAAAUAUUAUUAUUGACUCGAAAUCUGGUGUUAGUGGAGCAGGACGUGGUGCCAAGGAGGCAAACUUGUACACUGAAAUAGCCGAGGGCAUAUAUUCUUAUGGUGUUACUCGUCACCGUCAUGUUCCGGAAAUUGAGCAGGGACUAUCUGAUGCUGCAAAUUCAAAAGUAACCGUUAGUUUUACUCCACACCUAAUGCCAAUGAGUCGUGGUAUGCAAUCAACUAUCUAUGUGGAACUGGCUGCAGGGGUAAAUUUCAAGGACUUAAACCAACAGCUGAAGUUAUCCUAUGAGGAUGAAGAAUUUGUAGUUGUAUUGGAGGAAGGAGCUGUUCCUCGUACUCAUAACACUCGAGGGUCUAACUUUUGUUUCAUCAAUGUCUUUCCUGAUCGAAUUCCUGGGAGAGCAAUAAUCAUUUCUGUUAUUGAUAAUCUUGUCAAGGGAGCUUCAGGCCAAGCCUUACAGAAUCUUAAUCUGAUGAUGGGAUUUCCAGAAAACACGGGGCUUCUUUAUCAACCCUUGUUUCCUUAGCAUAUAAGUUCAUCGCACAUGAGUAGUUAAAGUGUUGAAAAAGUUGUUUGCAAGAGCUGCAUGACUAUAUCUAGGACUUUACUUUGGUUACACAAGUUUAGAGUUACCUUUUGACCUCCAAUGUUUGCAGAUUUUAAUUCCAAAUUGUAAUUUUGCGGGUAGAGUUUUUUAAUGCUGAUUUUAAUUUCUGGUUUAAUUAAAUAAGUGAAGGAAACUAUGAUUACCGUGUCAA